Agrilus planipennis (emerald ash borer) is the source of this 1499-nucleotide messenger RNA. Its product is annotated as delta(7)-sterol 5(6)-desaturase erg31-like. The coding region runs from base 258 to 1385 and encodes 375 amino acids. The record is from RefSeq and is a predicted model, not a curated record. Lineage: Eukaryota; Metazoa; Arthropoda; Insecta; Coleoptera; Buprestidae. Gene Ontology annotation, molecular function: iron ion binding; C-4 methylsterol oxidase activity. The transcript has 6 exons. Gene Ontology annotation, biological process: sterol biosynthetic process.
ACGAGGCAUCUAACAUUGGCAUGUUAUAAUGCUAGUUUAACAACUGUCGAAAAUUUAUUAUUUUUUUAUAUAGGAAUCUAUACCUUCUUAUAUAUAUAUCUAAUCUUCCUUUCUUGAAAGAGUGAAAAAUUUAUCAAAAGUGCUUACGAUCCAUUCUGAGAUAAAGUCGAUAUUCGCAUCAAUAUAUUAACGAAAAGUGAAGGAAAAUGUGGGUUUUUUAUUAAGCGGUUGUCUUGAACGCGCCUCGCUCAACAACCAUGGAUGCCAAACAAGACAAUUGCAAACCAAAAGUUUUUUAUGACCCCAUGUCAAUGAACUGGAGUGAAAAGUACAGUGAUAAAAUUGACGUUGUGUGGGGUAAAUUGCCUGAUUUUCUUAGAGGCACCCUAGCCGCAAUUGCAGUAUUUUUAUUAGGAGUUUCCUUCAACGGAGAAUGGAUAAACAUCACCGUUCAUCUUAGUAAACAAUUAGGUUACUUUAAGGCAAAAAAUUUUUUUCUUACUGACUUUAAAUACUUUUGGUUAAGUAGCAUAGCAGUAUCAUAUUCAAUGUUUAUUCUCAUCGGAGGUUUUUUACAUUGGUACUUCUACGUACGGCAACGUGAUACACCGGAAAAAUGGAAGUGUCAACCGCACAAAUUUUUGUCCCCGGAAUUGGAAAGACACGAAAUUCUAAUGGGAUCAUUUACGCUUUUUGUCAACUGCACGGUUUCCAGUUUGAUCGCAUGUUACGUUGCAAAUGGGGGAUGGAGUAUGACAUAUUACAAUAUAAAUGACUACCCACUGUGGUGGUUUGUCCUUCAAAUACCAGCCAUUUUUAUUUAUCAGGACUACAGUACCUACCUGUUGCAUCGCUUAUAUCACAGGCCGUUUCUUUACAAGCAUUUCCACAAGCUCCAUCACAAGUACAAGCAACCAACGGCAUUUUCCGUCACAGCAAUCCAUCCCGUUGAAUCGGUUCACUUGGAGCUCAAUUACGCACUGCCCUUAUUUAUCAUACCCUGCCACUGGGCGACUUUCUAUGCCGUUUGCCUUUACGUCUAUUACAAUGGAAUAAUUAACCAUUCCGGAAUAGACUUCAAAGCAUCAUGGUGGCAACCGUGGCAACCCGAUACCAUGUUCCAUGAUAACCACCAUCAAUAUUUUCACGUUAACUAUGGUUUUAAUUGUGAAAUUUGGGAUAAGAUACAUGGGACAUACAGACGUAAAGACAUGAUUUAUAAUGAAGAUAACUUUGAUGGGAAACCCAUUUGUGAAGCAACCGAGGAAGAACUGAAGAACGAAUUGGAGGAGAGGAUGUCUGAAAAUCCUGCCGCUCACAGGGGUGAAAAUUACCUUCUCAUGAAAGAAGAAUUGGUGAUGAAUUUAAAGGACAAAAGUGAAUGACGAUUCUUACGUUACGCUUAUGUUUAAGUACGGUAACAUGACAUUUAUUUAUUUUUAAAUUGAUAAUACUGUAAAUGCACACUGUGGAAAGAACAAUAAAAAUAGUUAACAAAU